Messenger RNA from Lemur catta (Ring-tailed lemur), 1626 nucleotides. It is a transcript of the gene TECRL, whose product is annotated as trans-2,3-enoyl-CoA reductase like. NCBI's taxonomy places the organism in Eukaryota, Metazoa, Chordata, Mammalia, Primates, Lemuridae. Gene Ontology annotation, molecular function: oxidoreductase activity, acting on the CH-CH group of donors. The transcript is spliced from 12 exons. Bases 70 to 1161 code for a protein of 363 amino acids. Gene Ontology annotation, biological process: very long-chain fatty acid biosynthetic process. The record is from RefSeq and is a predicted model, not a curated record.
CUGGUGCAAGGGGAACACAUUUGCAAGUGUCUGUGGUUGACAUGAUAGAUUCUCCUGUUAGUUCACACAAUGUUCAAAAGGCAGAAGUCCCUUGCUUCCGAACGCAAGAGAGGAUUAUUUUCCCAGGGAGCUACACGAUCCCUAUGGAAGAAUGAUAUGAGAAAUUUUCAGUAUUUGUCACAAUUUGUACUCUCAGCGGGCCCUCUAAAGCUAAUUCCAGGAGUCAGACAUUCAAAAACUACUCACUUUGAGAUUGAAAUACUUGACGCUCAAACAAGAAAACAGAUAUGCAUUGUGGAUAAGGUGACACAAACAUCUACUAUUCAUGAUGUUAAACAGAAAUUUCACAAAGCAUAUCCAAAGUGGUACCCUUCUCGAGUUGGUCUGCAGCUAGAAUGUGGUGGGCCUUUUUUGAAGGACUACAUCACCAUUCAAAGUGUUGCAGCUUCCUCCAUUGUCACACUCUAUUUUACAGACCUUGGCCAACAAGUCAGUUGGAUCACAGUAUUUUUGGUUGAAUACGCAGGACCUCUGCUUAUAUACCUCCUUUUUUAUCUGAGGAUUCCGUAUGUAUAUGAUGUGAAAGAGAGCUCUAGAAGAUUACGCCACCCCGUGGUACACUUGGCUUGCUUCUUCCAUUGUAUGCACUACAUCAGAUACCUUUUGGAAACCUUGUUUGUUCACAAAGUUUCUGCAGGACAUACAUCUUUGAAAAAUUUGUUAAAGGGUUGUGCCUUUUACUGGGGAUUCACUUCUUGGAUUGCCUACUACAUCAAUCACCCAUGGUAUACACCGCCAGCAUUUGGAAACAGGCAAGUCACGGUAUCUGCUAUCAGUUUUCUGAUUUGUGAAGCUGGAAAUCAUUUCAUCAAUGUAAUGUUGUCUCAUCCCUAUCACACAGGAAAUAAUGCCUGUUUCCCAAGUCCAAAUUAUAACCCCUUCUCAUGGAUGUUUUUCCUGGUUUCAUGUCCUAACUACACCUAUGAGAUUGGAUCAUGGAUUAGUUUCACAGUCAUGACACAAACAUUGCCAGUUGGGAUUUUUACACUUCUGAUGAGUAUCCAGAUGUCUUUGUGGGCCCGAAAGAAACAUAAGAUUUAUCUGAAGAAAUUCAAUUCAUAUAUGCAUAGAAAAUCAGCAAUGAUUCCAUUCAUAUUGUAAGAAAAUAUAAGUAGUCUUAUAUAGAAAAAUUCACUAAAUCAGACUUAAUCACGAUGGUUAACUCUUACGUUCUAGUAAUACAUGAACAAUAGCACUUUUACUGAGUGAAAAUGUAAAAUGGUAGAAUUUUGCCAAAUUUAGAAUACUAAAAUUGAGAUUUUAAUAAAAGUAGAAAUUAUAAACAGAAUUAAUGAAGAACACAUGGAAUAUAUUUGCAUAGGACUGGUCCUUUAACAUUUUUUUUAUUUCAUUAAUGUUUCACAAUACUAUUGGCAUAAGACAAAAUAUCAAUAGCAAAAAAAUCUGAUUAAAAAAUGAGCAAAAGUUCUGAACAGACCCUUCUUAAAAGAAGGCAUACAAAAAAAUGGUCAGCAUCACUAAUCAUUAGGGAAAUGUAAAUCAAAACCAAAAUUAGAUAUAAUCUCAUCCCAGUUAAGAUGGUUAUUAUUAAAAAGACAAAAAAUA